AUGGUGAUACCCAGAUAUCAUCUAAUCCCAACCAAUUGCAUACUUCUGUACCAUAUUAAGAUGUCAUAUCUUACGGAUAUACUAAAACUAUUUUCAUUAGAGACAUUAGAUACAAGAUUAUAUCCAAGUUCAAAUACAGCUAAGAAACAAUCAAUAAUCAAACAAGCAAAUCCAAAAUCAAGAUGGUCAACAAUAGAAUUCAAAUUUUAUUAUCUUGUAUUUUUAAUAAUUGUACCAUUAAUGUUUAAAGCAGGUAUGGAAUCAGCAAAUGAAAAUAAUCCAAAUUAUCCUAAAUAUGAACAUUUAUUAAGUAAUGGAUGGAUAUUUGGUAGAAAAGUUGAUAAUUCUGAUCAACAAUAUCGAUUUUUCAGAAACAAUUUCCCUUUAUUAUGUCUCUUAAUUAUUAUUCAUGUUGGACUAAGAAGAGUUAUCAAUAGGAUAAUACCAUUAAGUAGUAAGAGAACUUAUUUUGAUUUUAUAUUUGGAAUAAUUUUCUUAAUUGGGGCUCAUGGGGUUAAUGUUUUAAAAUUAUCAAUUCAUUUAUUGAUAAAUUAUUUAAUUGGGAAAUAUAUUAAAAAUUAUAAACUUUCAUUAUGGAUAACUUGGAUAUAUGGAAUUUCUUCAUUAUUUUUCAAUGAAUGGUAUGGAAAUUAUACUUUAGGAUUAAGUUUUUUAUCAACAGGAUAUACUGGUAUAAUUCCAAGAUGGGAUGUUUUUUAUAAUUUUACUUUACUUCGUAUGAUUUCAUUUAAUUUUGAUUAUCUUGAAAGACAACAAAAAUUGAAUAAUAUGACAUUACCAAAAGAAGAAUCGAACGGUUCAUUAUUAAAUUUAGAUGAUCGUGAAAGAUUAACGGCACCAUUACCAAUUGAAGAUUACAAUAUUUUCAAUUAUAUAUCAUAUCUUACAUAUACUCCAUUAUUUAUUGCUGGGCCAAUAUUAACUUUUAAUGAUUAUAUUUAUCAGUCAAAUUAUCAACAAUCAUCAUCAACAAAAGACUAUCAUCGAAUAAUGAUGUAUUUAAUUCGAUUUAUAUUUUGUUUAUUAACAUUAGAAUUCAUUCUUCAUUUCAUGUAUGUUGUUGCAGCUUCAAAAACAAAAUCAUGGGAAGGCAAUUCGCCAUUUCAAAUAUCAAUGUUGGGAAUGUUUAAUUUAAAUAUAAUUUGGUUAAAAUUAUUAAUUCCUUGGAGAUUAUUUAGAUUAUGGUCUUUAUUAGAUGGUAUUGAUCCACCAGAAAAUAUGAUUCGUUGUAUGGAUAAUAAUUUCUCAGCUUUAGCAUUUUGGAGAGCAUGGCAUAGAUCUUAUAAUCGUUGGAUAAUUAGAUAUAUCUAUCUUCCAAUGGGUGGUGGAGGAAAAUAUAGAAUUUUGAAUAGUUUAUUGGUGUUCAGUUUUGUUGCUAUUUGGCAUGAUAUUGAAUUAAAAUUAUUAAUGUGGGGUUGGUUAGUUGUAUUGUUUUUGAUUCCUGAAAUUUCAGUAACAAUGAUAUUUAAGAAAUAUCGUAAUCAAUGGUGGUAUAGACAUUUAUGUGGUGUUGGUGCAGUCAUUAAUAUUUGGAUGAUGAUGAUUGCUAAUUUAGUUGGGUUUUGUUUAGGUACUGAUGGAAUGUGGAAAUUAUUACAUGAUUUAUUUAAAACUUUUGAUGGAGUAAGGUUUCUUAUAAUAUCAUCAGGUGCAUUAUUUGUUGGUGCUCAAAUCAUGUUUGAAAUUAGAGAAUCAGAAAUGAGAAAAGGCAUUAAUGUAAGAUGUUGA
Molecule: messenger RNA, 1749 nt
Organism: Candida tropicalis MYA-3404
Lineage: Eukaryota; Fungi; Ascomycota; Pichiomycetes; Serinales; Debaryomycetaceae
Gene: GUP1
Product: O-acyltransferase
Exons: 1
Coding region: 1-1749 (582 amino acids)
Biological process (GO): GPI anchor biosynthetic process
Cellular component (GO): endoplasmic reticulum
Source: RefSeq, a predicted model, not a curated record